Messenger RNA from Solea senegalensis (Senegalese sole), 1993 nucleotides. It is a transcript of the gene nusap1, whose product is annotated as nucleolar and spindle associated protein 1. Gene Ontology annotation, cellular component: microtubule; nucleolus; mitotic spindle. Bases 99 to 1454 code for a protein of 451 amino acids. The record is from RefSeq and is a predicted model, not a curated record. The transcript is spliced from 12 exons. Gene Ontology annotation, biological process: mitotic chromosome condensation; establishment of mitotic spindle localization; mitotic cytokinesis. NCBI's taxonomy places the organism in Eukaryota, Metazoa, Chordata, Actinopteri, Pleuronectiformes, Soleidae. Gene Ontology annotation, molecular function: microtubule binding.
UUUUAACCGUUAGGCGCCGUCGCUGUUCGUGUCGGAGAGGAACUCGGUUGUGUGUGUGUGUGUGUUAGUUUUCUUACAUAAAAAGUAACACAGCAGACAUGGACGUGGACUUAAUGAAAUAUGCAGAGCUGCAGAAACUCGCCAAGGAGCUCGGACUUAAAGCAAACUUGAAGGCGGAUAAACUCUUGAAACUGAUCAAGCGGCAUUAUCAACGAGAGACAAACCAAGAGGAGCAACAUGAGCAGGGUCAAGAGAAGGAUGAAGCUGCUGUGCAGGAGGAGGGAAAAGCAGAAGAGGACAGUGCUGAGGAAAAUACUGCUGAGGCAGUUCCCAGCACCGCUGUGUUUGUGAACACACGCCGAGGCAGAGGAAACGGUACCAAGAGAAAGAUCUCUGAUACCGAGUGUGACACCAAGUUAACAGUAACUGCCGUAGAGGAUGUCACUGAGGUGGAAGCAUCUGCUCCAUCCCACGGAGCUCGAGGUGCAAAGAAGAGGAAAGUGUCUGCUGUCAAAGAUUCUACGGAUAAUGAAACCGAGUCUCCGGAAGAACCACAGCAGCAGGAAGCCGAUGUGAAGGAUACAGCUGUAACCAAAGCUGGUAAAAUUCCCCGUCACCAAGGCCUGCUGCAGAAGAAGAAGCAGUUGAAGCCUGUCACUCCAAACUUCAAAAAACUCCACGAGGCACAUUUUAACAAGAUGGAGUCCAUUGACUCUUAUGUCCAGAGGAAGAGCAAGAAGAUGGAGACCUGCAGAGCUUCAGCCAAAGAACUGAAGAAGCUUCCAGAAAAAUCUAAACUCAUUGGCAAAUCUCAGGCGAAGGCAAACCAGAGUCGCGCGUCCAUGUUCAGUCCCAUUUUGGCCAGUAAGAAACCAGCUGAUGACGUACGCAGACACACUUUGCUCUCGGCCACUAAAGCUCCUGGGAAGGAAGACGCUCCGUUCAGACCGUCUGUCCUUUCCACGCGCAGGAUCAACGUCCGGUUCUCAGAAGCCACUCAUGACAAUGAGUAUAAGAGGUCGUUGGUGAAGACGCCUGCUCGUAUGUCGCCCUGCGUGACCUCGAGUACUCCAAAAAAACAGACCGCAGCUGCAGCGAAGCCCGACAAACCCUCAACUUUCUCCGCCACAAAAACUCCAGGGCCUUUUGUUUUCACCGGCAACACAAGCACUUCCACAACACCCGGAACACAGAAGACCAGCUUUGACCUGAAGGCGAGUCUGUCUCGUCCCCUCACCUACAAACCUCAUACAGGUAAACUGAAGCCAUUCGGUGAUACUAAAGAAAACCCAACAGUGGCAGCAAACAAGUCCCUGAUCGCUAACUCGCAUCAGAAGAACUAUAAACAGCAUCAAGUCCAAACAAGGGAGGACAGGAGGGAAAAGCACGCGGCCAACCGGAAGCAGAAAAAACAGAAUAUGCUCGGGGCGAGAAGAGGCCUCGUCAUGAUGUGAAAGUAAUUAUCCCAGUCGUUUGUACAGCCUGUCCCUUCUACUGUAAAUAUUUUAUCGUCCACAGCUCAAAGACUCAAUUUCUGCUCUUUUUUAGAACGUAGACAAGCCUCUUUUAUUAUCGUAUCAGUGUUUUUAGAUUUGACGCAUGCAGGUGUUAUUAACGUUUAAUGACGCAUUUCUAUAUUUUAAUGCGUAGACGAGGGCUGCAACUGUCGCUCAUUUUCCUCAUUAUUAACCACUUGUUUCUGAAACUUGGAAAAGACGAUUUCCCGCAAUUUUGGCAGUUUUAACAAUUUGUUUAUUUGGAGAAAGAAACUAUAAAAUAUUCACAUUGAAGAAGCUGAAAAAUCAGAUCUUGUUUUAAUUAUUGGGAAAAAAAGAAACUCAAACGGAUAAAUUAAUUUAUUUAAUAAACCCCCAGUGUUGACGAGUAAUGUCCUGCUUUACUGCUUUUCAAAUGCAGUGUUCUUAAUUUUUUUUACUGAAAGACCUGUAUAGACGCAAAAGAUUCUCAAAAUAAAUUUGUUUUUCAAAUUGUA